UUCAUUCCAAAUUUAGCAACAGGAAAGAAGUUCUUUGAAGGCGACAUUAUCAUGCCGCAUGAAAGGAAUGCACUGAGAAAUGACUCCUAUAGAUGGAAACUGCCAAUUCCGUACAAAAUGGGUGCCAGUAUAGACCUGAAUACCAAGGGUGUCAUAUUUCAAGCAUUUGAGAUGUUUCGACUCAAAUCUUGCAUUGACUUUAAACCCUAUGAAGGAGAGAAGUCCUACCUCCAAUUUGAAAAGCUGGAUGGAUGCUGGUCUUAUGUGGGAGAUCUUCAGAAUGGCCAAGUCGUUUCUAUUGGAUCACGUUGUGAAUAUAAAGACACUGUGGAGCAUGAACUCUUGCAUGCCCUUGGAUUUUACCAUGAACAGUCACGCACUGAUCGAGAUGACUAUGUUAAGAUUUGGUGGAAUGCAAUCAUUGAUGGUCAGGCAUAUAACUUUGACAAAUAUGAUGACAGUUUCAUUUCUGAUUUAAACACCCCAUAUGAUUAUGAAUCUGUCUUGCAUUAUGGACCUUAUUCAUUCAAUAAGAACAGUUCCGUCCCUUCAAUUACAACAAAAAUUCCAGAGUUCAACAAUGUCAUUGGGCAAAGCCAGGACAUGAGCAAGAUAGAUCUAGAAAGGCUUAACCGCAUGUACCAUUGUGCUUCCAGUCUUACUAUCCUUGACCAAUGUUCAUUUGAGUCCAUCAAUAUCUGUGGCAUGGUGCAAAAUGGAAGAGACGACAAGGACUGGGAACAUACCUUGACUACAACCAGGGAUAACAACAACCGCUGCUUAGAGAAAGGAUACAUUAUGAGCUUCGAUACCACCAAAGGCCUUUCAGGUGAAACAGCCAUUUUGGAGUCCCGCAUUCUUUAUCCAAGAAGAAAUGAGAAGUGCCUACAAUUUUUUUACAAAUUUGAUGGCAGUCCAAAAGAUGAGCUGAUUGUGUGGCUUAAAACUGAUGAUGGUACUGGAAACAUUAGGAAGUCAAUAAAAGUGAAGAGCAUCCGUGGUGAUGGAGAGAAGCAGUGGAACUUUGCAAACAUUCCUUUCAACACCCGGACCAAAUUCCGCUAUGUUUUUCAUGGCCUUAAAGGAGACCCACAGAAUUCCAAAGGUGGAAUUCACCUUGAUGAUAUCACUCUGACUGAAACGGAAUGUCCUACCAGUGUUUGGCAGAUAAGAAACUUCACUUCCAUUUUAAAGAGUACCUCAAAAGGAGAUUAUCUGGCAAGCCCUAUCUUUUAUAACUCUGAAGGCUACUGCUUUGUGCUCAGUCUCUAUCCCCGGGGUCCAGCCAACUCAAAUGGAGAUUACCUAGGAAUCAUGUUUUCUUUGUGUAGUGGCCAGAAUGAUGGAGCAUUAGAAUGGCCAGCUGUGAACAGGCAAGUGACAUUCACCAUAGUGGAUCAAGAUCCUGACAUCACCCAAAGGAUGUCAGCAAGCCGAAGUUUUGUUACAGACCCCAACCAGCGUUACAAUGGGAAACCUUUUUGGGAUAAGGCUGACAUUACUGGAACUUUUGAUCCUUCCUAUAACACCCAUAUAGGCCCAGGAUGGGGAUGGCAUUACAUCUUGCCAUAUAGUGAAAUGUACCGGAGAAAUUUUGUUAAAAAUGACAAUCUCAUCAUUUUUUCAAAUUUUGAAGUUAUUCAUGAUCCAGGUAAUGUUUUAUAAAUCCUUGGAAUUCUUGACAAAGAAAUGUACGUCUCCUCUGCUUCCAUCAGUUAUCCCAACUAAUU
Messenger RNA from Pseudonaja textilis, 1730 nucleotides. The record is from RefSeq and is a predicted model, not a curated record. Lineage: Eukaryota; Metazoa; Chordata; Lepidosauria; Squamata; Elapidae.